GAGGAGAGGCAAUGGCGAGGCAGCCGCGCUCCGCUCGCUCGUGUGCGUAUCGUUCUUACUUUAUGGAAGUCAUCAACUAUCGCUGCGGCGCAUCAGUCACCGCCGGGAGCUGCCCAGAGCAGGGCAAGGCUGGCUCGCUCUGAUUCGGGCUCUCGGUUAUUUACUUAAUGGAGAUUCGACAGCGAACAGAUAAAUGAGCGAGGCUGCCGGGUUCUGAGCGUGCCGAGCCCAACUUGUGCCCGCGGAUGAAAGAGGGAUGCUGAGGUGGUGUGGAGACAGCACUGAUGGAACUGGUGUGAGCCCCAGCAGGUCCCAGGAGCGCCCCGGAGCCAUUCCCAGCCCUCAGCUCCAGUAACACCCCCGGGCUCACCAUGGCAGCGGGAGUGGCGGCGUGGCUGCCCUUCGCCAGGGCCGCUGCCAUAGGAUGGAUGCCCGUGGCCAACUGCCCCAUGCCACUGGCCCCCACGGAGAAAAACAAGAGGCAGGAUGAGCUGAUCAUCCUCAACGUGAGUGGCAGGCGUUUCCAGACCUGGAGGACUACACUGGAGAGGUACCCGGACACUCUCCUGGGCAGCACGGAGAAGGAGUUCUUCUUCAACGAAGACACCAAGGAGUACUUCUUCGACCGGGACCCCGAGGUGUUCAGGUGCAUCCUCAAUUUUUACAGAACUGGCAAGCUGCACUACCCCAGGUACGAGUGCAUCUCCGCUUACGACGAAGAGCUGGCCUUCUACGGCAUCCUGCCCGAAAUCAUCGGGGACUGCUGCUACGAAGAGUACAAGGACAGGAAGCGGGAGAACGCCGAGCGGCUGAUGGACGACAACGACUCGGAGAACAACCAGGAGGGCUCCAUGCCCUCGCUCAGCUUCCGGCAGACCAUGUGGCGAGCCUUCGAGAACCCCCACACCAGCACCUUAGCCUUAGUCUUUUACUACGUCACCGGCUUCUUCAUCGCCGUCUCGGUGAUCACCAACGUGGUGGAGACGGUGCCGUGCGGCAGCGUGCCGGGGAACAAGGAGCUGCCGUGCGGGGAGCGCUACGCCGUGGCCUUCUUCUGCCUGGACACGGCGUGCGUGAUGAUCUUCACGGUGGAGUACCUGCUGAGACUGUUCGCGGCGCCCAGCCGCUACCGCUUCAUCCGCAGCGUCAUGAGCAUCAUCGACGUGGUGGCCAUCAUGCCCUACUACAUCGGCCUGGUGAUGACCAACAACGAGGACGUCAGCGGCGCCUUCGUCACCCUAAGGGUUUUCAGGGUUUUCAGGAUUUUCAAGUUCUCGCGCCAUUCCCAGGGCCUGAGAAUCUUGGGCUACACUUUGAAGAGCUGUGCCUCCGAGCUUGGCUUUCUCCUCUUUUCCCUCACUAUGGCAAUCAUCAUCUUUGCAACUGUGAUGUUUUAUGCGGAGAAAGGGUCCUCGGCGAGCAAAUUCACCAGUAUUCCUGCUUCCUUUUGGUACACUAUUGUAACCAUGACAACGCUGGGGUGAGUAUGACUUUUCCUUUUCCUGAGCAGCAGGCAAGCAUGU
Messenger RNA from Malurus melanocephalus (red-backed fairy wren), 1523 nucleotides. Its product is annotated as potassium voltage-gated channel subfamily D member 3. The record is from RefSeq and is a predicted model, not a curated record. NCBI's taxonomy places the organism in Eukaryota, Metazoa, Chordata, Aves, Passeriformes, Maluridae. Gene Ontology annotation, cellular component: membrane; voltage-gated potassium channel complex; neuronal cell body. Gene Ontology annotation, biological process: potassium ion export across plasma membrane; protein homooligomerization. The transcript has 2 exons. Bases 372 to 1484 code for a protein of 370 amino acids. Gene Ontology annotation, molecular function: protein binding; A-type (transient outward) potassium channel activity.